CUUAACGAUGCAGCGGAUGGCUGGCCUGGGCCGGUCCUUGGUUUUUCCUCCGGAGGGGGGCGUCUCCGUUGCAAAGUUACUUUGCUUCCAGCUGGCUCGUUUUCUUCACACUGGCCUUCCAGUACUGGCUGCAAAAGAACGUCUAGUAAAGCUCAGGAAGAAAACUGGCUACUCGUUUGUGAACUGCAAGACCGCCUUGGAGAAGUUUGGCGGAGAUCUCAAAGAGGCUGAAGCCUGGCUGCAUGAGCAAGCUCAAAAAGAAGGAUGGAGCAAAGUUUCCAAACUAGAAGGGCGGAAGACUAAAGAAGGGCUAAUCGGACUACUGAAGGAAGGAAAUUCAGCGGUGAUGGUAGAGGUGAACUGUGAGACUGACUUUGUGGCCCGAAAUGCCAAAUUUCAACAUCUGGUUCAGCAAGUAGCAGUUGGGACGAUGCAACACCAUCAGGGGACCACAGAGCAACUAAGUACAUAUGCCAAGCGUUUUCUGAAAACAAGUGAGCUUUCUCAGCUCAGAUUAGGACCUGACGGAUCCUUGCUUAGUGAUCAACUGGCUUUGACUAUUGGCAAACUGGGGGAGAACAUGAUUAUCAAAAGGGCGACGUGGGUGUCUGUGCCGGAGAACUUCUUCAUCGGCUCUUACGUGCACGGAGCGCCCCCGGCGGGGAACCCGCUGCUUUCUAACAUGAUGUUCGGCAAGUAUGGCGCCUUGGUGAUCUGCAGUCCCUCUGAGCCGUGUCAGAAGUCAGACUUUGCUGAACUCGGCUGGCGGCUGGGCCAGCACGUGGUGGGUAUGGCCCCCCUCUCUGUAGGCUCUCUGGAAGAUGAACCUGGUGGAGACUCUGAGACGAAGAUGCUCGCGCAGCCCUACCUCUUGGAUCCCAGUGUCUCUCUGGGACAGUACGUUCAGCCCACAGGGGUGUCUGUGCUGGAUUUUGUACGAUUUGAAUGCGGGGAGGAUAUAGAGAUGACGGAAGCAGAGUAAACAAUAUUUUUUUGUGUUAGGAAAGUGAACCCUUCUAGGAUUUACGUUGGCCCUGGUGGGGUUAGAAGUACGGGUGAUACGGAGUGAAUCACGUGUUUGAGGUCCAGAGAAACCAAACGUUAUAUGUGGAAUCUGUUUUUAGAGGCUGGAAGCGGUUCUGCCAUAUGUAACUGACAAAAUGGGGCCAGUGGAUAUUGAUGAAGUAUGAAAAGGGUACCUGGACUUAUCCUGGAAUGAUUUUCCCGAGGAGGAUGGGGUCUAGAGCUACUGAUUCCAACAGCUUGCCUCUGUUGCUGUAUUGUCUUUUUAAAAAGAUAAAAUGACAUAUUGCAAAUAAAUGAAACAACUGUGCAAAC
Eublepharis macularius is the source of this 1338-nucleotide messenger RNA. RefSeq names its product Ts translation elongation factor, mitochondrial (gene TSFM). The transcript has 6 exons. The record is from RefSeq and is a predicted model, not a curated record. Lineage: Eukaryota; Metazoa; Chordata; Lepidosauria; Squamata; Eublepharidae. The coding region runs from base 8 to 982 and encodes 324 amino acids. Gene Ontology annotation, biological process: mitochondrial translational elongation. Gene Ontology annotation, cellular component: mitochondrial matrix. Gene Ontology annotation, molecular function: translation elongation factor activity; protein binding.